This is a messenger RNA of Hydractinia symbiolongicarpus, 2240 nucleotides long. RefSeq names its product neuropeptide Y receptor type 4-like. The record is from RefSeq and is a predicted model, not a curated record. Gene Ontology annotation, biological process: G protein-coupled receptor signaling pathway. NCBI's taxonomy places the organism in Eukaryota, Metazoa, Cnidaria, Hydrozoa, Anthoathecata, Hydractiniidae. Gene Ontology annotation, molecular function: G protein-coupled receptor activity. Bases 486 to 2228 code for a protein of 580 amino acids. Gene Ontology annotation, cellular component: membrane. The transcript is spliced from 3 exons.
AUGUGUGUUUGAGUGUUUGAAAAGUUUGUAUCGUUCAACGUUAACUAAGUGCCUCAACUUGUUGUAUAUUGAUAAACUUUAAAAAUAAGAAAUUACGUAAACAUGCUAGACACAAGAUAGAAGAAAUUUAAAACCUUAAACAAACAUCAACUUAUAAUGUUUAAACGUUUAAUAUGAAUAAAAGAUUUUCAAAAGCCAUAGCAUUUGUAAUUGAGGAGGGUUUCUAUUCACCUUUCGAAUUAGUUGAUUCUUAAAAUAAAAGAUGAACGCUGAUAAAAAGUGGAGGUGCUGAAAGUUAAAUUUUAAAAAAAAUUACUCUGAAAUACCGCUAUGUAAAUCUUCUUCGUCAAAACUGCAACGAGGAAACCCAGUGUCAGGAGACAGCUGAAGUGUACCAGGCUGGCAACGGUAUUUAAAACGUGUUAAGAAAAUUUUUAUUAUUGACAGAGAGUUACAGCAAGACGUGACAAAGUUUUUCUUGGACCAUGUCGAGUUUUGAUUGCGAUGGAAAUAUUACAGCUCCUCACGCCUUGUCUAUAUUUACUGCCAGCACAUCAUGUUUGAUUGCGUUUAUAGGAACUAUUGGCAACUCUUUGAUUAUCAGCGUGGUUUUGUUGGAUCCUUUGAAGAAGCUCCACACACCAUUUAAUUAUUUUGUUGUAAAUUUAUCAGUCAGCGAUCUAGUUGUUGAUGCAGUAUUUUUACCAAUAUCUGUGUACGCUCACACUUUGGAAGCUUUAAAAGAGUUGACAGACAAAGGAGCUAAUGUGUUUCACAUUUCUUUCUUUAUAUCAAUGACAGCGAGUAUCUUGAGCUUGACUGCGUUGACUGUGGACAGACAUGUUGCCAUAACAUAUCCUAUAAAAUACCGAACAUACUUGAGUUGGAAAAGAUGUUUCCUAAUAUCUUUAGGAAUUUGGGUUUUUGCAUUAACAGUGCCAUUCGCAUACGACGAGAGUAAGAACUUUGUCCAUUUUUUGAUGGCAUAUUCAAAUGUUGGUAUUCUAGUCGCGCUUAUAACUUUUAUUGUCACUUAUGUGAGAAUAUUAAAAUUCUUAAAAUCGCAAAGUGAAACACUGAGGAAGCAUUUAGAAACUUCAAAUACAGAAACAGACCAAUUUGAUUUGCAUCGCGUUGCCAUGGAAAAGAAGAUUACACGUGUGUUAUUAAUUGCAUUGUUUUUGUUUAUUUUAACAUAUCUACCAGCUUCUAUAAUGAUUUGUCUUUUGCAGUUCAUCAAGGCUAACAAAGAGUACUGUCCAAUUCGUCAUGUUCUUCGCGAUUUAUCCUUUUUAUUCAUUGCUUCAAAUAGCUGUAUGAAUCCGUUCGUGUAUGCAAUGCGAUUGAAACCAUUUCGAAAAUCUAUUGUGGCUUUAUUGAAAUGUCGUAAGGAAAUGGCAUGCAACGGAACUUGGGCUCCAACUUCACUAUCAAUAUUCACCACUUCUAUGUCCUCCAUAUUCUGUGUUAUCGCAAGUCUUGGAAAUGUUCUUAUUGUGUUAGUAGUGGUUAAAGAUCCCUUAAGAAAAUUACGUUCACCAUUUCUCUACUUUAUUGUGAACCUGGCUAUUAGUGAUCUUAUUGUUGGAAUGAUAGGUAUGCCAGUCUCCGUGUACACACACACUAUAGAAAGUCUUGGAAAAUUGGACGACGCUACUGCUAAAGUGUUUCACAUGUCAUUUCUGAUAUCAGUGACAGCCAGCAUUUUGAAUCUUAUCGCUUUGUCAGUAGAUAGGUUUUAUCAAUUAUUUGAUGGUAUAGCGUUCGUUAUUUUAACGUUCACCAGCUUUCGAAUUCAAAGGUUUUUAAGAGCUCAAACACACCACAUGAAAAAACAAAUACGAACAAACACCACUGCAGCCGAAGAAUUUCUCUUAAAACGACUUGUAAUGGAAAAAAAAGUAACCCGCGUUUUUGUUAUCAUUUUGAUUUUGUUUAUCGCAACAUACGUUCCAGCUACGAUAAUGAUUUACAUUUUACAAUAUUGCCUUAAAUGCGACUGUACAUUUCGACAUUAUUUGCGCGAUUUUGAGUUCUUAUUGAUCGCGUCAAACAGCUGUAUGAAUCCUUUUGUGUACACGAUGCGUUUCAAACCAUUCCGACAAUCGGUGGGACACUUGUACAGAUCAUGUAAAAGACGUUUUUCAUGUACAGUAGAGAAGAGUUACGUUAGUACUGCAACAACCAGCACUAACAGCACCACACCACUUUCCAACAAAAAAGAUUGAUACUCGAGAAAA